This is a messenger RNA of Miniopterus natalensis, 1230 nucleotides long. NCBI's taxonomy places the organism in Eukaryota, Metazoa, Chordata, Mammalia, Chiroptera, Miniopteridae. The record is from RefSeq and is a predicted model, not a curated record.
AUGGUGUCUCACACGGCGCUGUUCCGACAAAGGCUGCCGUCCACACUCUUCUCGUUGGUGUCCCGGGACCACGUGAGGAUGCUGCUGUGGCUUCUUGUCUUCUCAGCUCUGGGCCUCGAGGCCUGGGGGGAUUCUCCGCAGUUCCCCUGGAAUGAAUCCCAAGCCAGAGAAGUGUCAGAGCACCUUGUGGACCUGUUUUAUGGUGUCUCGCAGCUCAUUCGCAAGGGUCGAAAUGGUGCCCCCACCAUUGUCUCCCGCAAGGAGUGGGGGGCGAGAUCGCUGACCUGCAGGGCCCAGCUGACCCCCCCUGUGACCUAUGUCAUCAUGGCCCAGCUCGGGGGGAUGGAGUGCCAGGAGCAGAAUGUUUGCAGCCAGAAGCUGCAGGACCUUCAGUCCCAUUCUGUCUACAACAAAGGCUGGUGUGACGUGGCCUACAACUUCCUGGUUGGGGACGAUGGCAGGGUGUACGAAGGUCUCGGCUGGAGCGCCCAAGGCCUGCACACCCAGGGCUACAGCAACGUCUCCCUGGGCUUCGCUUUCUUUGGCACCAAGGAAGGCAGCAGUCCCAGCCCCGCUGCCUUAUCAGCUGCAGAGGACCUGAUCUUCUACGCCAUCCGGAAGGGUCACUUGUCACCCAGGUAUAUUCAGCCACUUCUCUUGAAAGGAGAGGCAUGCCUGCCCCAUCAGCAGCCAAUGAUGCCCAGGAAAGCAGCCUGUCCCAACAUCAUCACGCGGGCAGCUUGGGAAGCCAGAGAGACACACUGCCCUAAAAUGAACCUCCCAGCCAAAUACGUCAUCAUCAUCCACACGGCUGGGACACCCUGUGACACGCCCAUGGACUGCCAGACUCGCGUCCGAGACACACAGUCCUACCACAUGGACAGACUGAACUUCUGCGACAUUGGCUAUCACUUCCUGGUGGGCCAAGAUGGGGGUGUGUAUGAAGGAGUUGGCUGGCAGAUCCAAGGCUCUCACACCUACGGGUACAACGAUAUUGCCCUAGGAAUCGCCUUCAUGGGCAACUUUGUAGAAAAGCCACCCAAUGCCGCAGCCCUGGAGGCAGCCCAGAGCCUGAUCCAGUGUGCGGCGGACAAGGGGUACCUGACUCCCAACUACCUGCUGGUGGGGCACAGUGAUGUCAUCAAUGCCCUGUCUCCUGGGAAGGCUCUGUACAACAUCAUCAGCACCUGGCCUCACUUCAAACAGCAAGGGGGCCCCAGGUCCUUCUGA